UUGGGUGUGCUGAAGACAAUGGUUCAGUGCUCUUAAUGUAAGUGCAAAAAAGAACCUCAACACUCUGAAGCAGAAGGACGUGUAGUUGGUGAUACAACCACGUUGAGAUGCUCAUGACUCCACAGGGACACUCAUGCAGCUUUUAUUGGGUUUUUGCCUGGAACGUACUAACUUUUAGACUAUGACUAGAACCUCCGUUUUGGCCGACGCUCUCAACGCCAUCAACAACGCUGAAAAGACUGGAAAGAGACAGGUUCUUAUCAGACCUUCUUCUAAAGUCAUCAUCAAGUUCCUCCAGGUUAUGCAAAAGCAUGGUUACAUCGGAGAAUUCGAGUACAUUGAUGACCAUAGAUCGGGAAAAAUAGUUAUUCAACUGAAUGGUAGAUUGAACAAAUGUGGCGUUAUCAGCCCAAGAUACAACGUGAAGAUCAACGACAUUGAAAAAUGGACUGACAACUUGCUUCCAGCUAGACAGUUCGGUUAUGUCAUUCUCACAACUUCCGCUGGUAUUAUGGACCACGACGAAGCCAAGAGAAAACAUGUUGCUGGUAAGAUUUUGGGUUUCGUGUACUAGGUUAAAUAGCUUUUGUACGUAUAGUACCUUCGAAUUUGUGAUCGUUAUGUAACAAUAUU
This is a messenger RNA of Ogataea polymorpha, 633 nucleotides long. RefSeq lists its product as uncharacterized. Gene Ontology annotation, cellular component: cytosolic small ribosomal subunit; ribosome. The transcript has 2 exons. The record is from RefSeq and is a predicted model, not a curated record. Gene Ontology annotation, biological process: translation. Bases 182 to 574 code for a protein of 130 amino acids. Lineage: Eukaryota; Fungi; Ascomycota; Pichiomycetes; Pichiales; Pichiaceae. Gene Ontology annotation, molecular function: structural constituent of ribosome.